AGGCGACCGUGGUCUGAUCGAAAGGAUUGGCUGCCUCGUUUCAGUUACGGAACAUGAGUGGCUCUAAUUGGUGGGAGGUUUAGUCAUGUGCGCUACCCCUCCAAUCAACAGAAACGUUUUGUAAAGCGCUAAAGUUGUGCAGACAUUACUUUAUCAGUGGAUCUCAAAAUAGUAGACAGUCUCGCGUUUCUAGUAAUUUUUGUUAUUUUAUUGAUACGGGUUUUUACUUUUUAUCAAAAUGCCCGAGGACAGCGGCAAAGAGCUCACCAUGGUAACAUGCAGUGCGCCUGUGAAUAUUGCUGUUAUCAAAUACUGGGGGAAGAGGGAUGAAGAGUUGAUUCUACCCAUAAAUUCAUCUUUGAGUGUCACAUUACAUCAAGACCAGCUCAAGACGACCACAACAGUGGCGUGCAGCAGGUUGUUCCAGGAGGAUCGUAUCUGGCUCAACGGCAAAGAGGAGGACAUAACCCAGCCCAGACUACAGUCCUGCCUUAGGGAGAUUCGCCGCCUGGCCCGUAAGCGACGUAGUGAUGGGGAGGCUGAUGUAGACACGGCCGGUUUGUCCCAUAAAGUCCACAUCUGCUCUGUCAACAACUUCCCAACUGCAGCCGGACUGGCCUCUUCUGCUGCCGGCUAUGCCUGUCUGGUGUACACCCUGUCCCGGGUGAUGGGAGUGGAGGGGGAGUUGUCUGUGGUUUCUAGGCAGGGUUCAGGCAGUGCCUGUAGGAGUAUGCAUGGGGGCUUCGUCCAGUGGAUUAUGGGCCAGCAAGGAGAUGGCAAGGACAGUCUGGCCCAACAGGUGGAGCCAGAGACUCACUGGCCUGAGCUCAGGGUCCUUGUACUGGUGGUCAGUGCUGAGAGGAAACCAGUUGGCAGCACUUCUGGCAUGCAAACUAGUGUAGAGACGAGCAUUCUCCUGAAGCACCGGGCAGACUCUGUGGUCCCAGCCAGGAUGAAGGAGAUGAUUGAGGCUGUACAUAAGAGGGACUUUACUGCAUUCGCUGAACUGACCAUGAAGGACAGCAAUCAGUUCCAUGCCACUUGCCUGGACACCUACCCACCCAUCUUCUACCUCAACGACGUGUCGCGCUGUGUUAUCAACCUUGUGCACCGCUAUAACCGUCACUACAGGGAAACAAAGGUGGCAUACACAUUUGAUGCAGGUCCCAAUGCAGUGAUCUACACUCUACAGCAGAAUGUGGAAGAGUUUGUCCAGGUGGUCAAACACUUCUUCCCACCAGAGACCAAUGGAGGACAGUUUCUAAAGGGUCUUCCGGUUGCCCCAACAACACUAUCUGAGGAGCUGAAGCAGGCCAUUGGUAUGGAGCCCAUGGUGAAGGGAAUCUGCUAUAUAAUCAGCACUAAGGCUGGACCUGGACCUCGCGUGGUGGAGGACCCUAGUGAGCAUCUGCUUGGAUCUGACGGGCUGCCCAAGGAGAGUGCAUGAUACAAGCCAGCCUCCCAGCUGGGCAGAGACAGAACUCUUUGAUGCAAAGAAAGACCAGACAUAUUAACAAUCAACAAUUCCAAUUCAGUCAAUUGGAUACAUACAUAGCUGUAGUCAUAAAAGGGGCAAUCUGCAGUUGCUAUAUCAAUUUUUGGACUUAUAAAUGUAUUAUAUGUAACCAUUGAAGAAGAUAACUGAUAAAUGCUGCAUGAGUUUAGUUCAACUGUCGUACCCCAUCAGAACUCAAAAUAUAAGCUUGUUUUACUACAAUGUUUGUAAACCAAGUAAAUGUAAACAAACGUUUAAAACAUGGUUAUAACUAUAAUUUUGAUAUCAUGCAUGGUCAGUCCUUGCAUCCAUAGCACCGUCUAAUUUUGAGUGGUUACAUUUCUCCUGCCCCAUCCCUCAGCUUUUUACCAAAACAAAGGAUUGCCCCUUUAACUGGAGCGAAACAACCACACACAGCUGAAUACCUCUAACACUGUUGACUAGUGAUUCAUUCGGACACUUUUCCUAUUGCGAGUUUGGAUUAAAUGUUUUGUAAUGUUAAAGAUGUAGAGAUGCCUUGUGAGAAUGAUCAGAAAUGUUUUAGUACUUUGAUAACUGUGAACUCUGUUGAUUUGAUUCAAGUAGAUUAUGUAAUUAUGUACAUGAUUAUGUCCAUGUUAUUAAAAUAUAAUGGUUAACAGUCACCUUUAGAGUGAGUGAAUCAUAAGAAUCUAAUUGAAAUUGUUAACCAUUCAAAAGGAUUAUAAAUUACAGUAUUGAGAACGAUGUCAGUGCUUUAGUAUAAGAGCUGGAUAUAUAGCCUUCAUGUCAUCUUCAGAGGUGGCACCACAGGCCCCAGAGUGGUGGGGGCAUUUUUUUUUCUCCUGAUGGUAACCAGGUAAAACUACAAAAACUCUACAACCUAGUUGUAGCAGGGACCUUAAGGGUUGCCCUAUUGCCUGGGGCAAGUGAACUGAGCAGUCGGGCAAGUUGAGUCUGCUUUAAAGUUGCCCCAGCUAAAAAUGUUUUACUGAAAACAAAACUGUAAGGAAUUCCAAUAGGCAUAGCCUAAAACUGAUCUUUCUGCUUCAUCCCCCAUUGUUUAAGUCAGGGUGUCACGGCAGAUUUCCUCUGAAGAGGUGUAGCAAGGAUCGGACCAAAAUGCAGCGUGGCGGCCAUCCGAGGGGAGCAGUGGGAGCCCAUCCUGCCCUGGAAGGAGAGUGCCCGUAAGCCGGUGGGAGAGAGCAUCAAGCUCCCUCCCCAGAACCCUCCACCACGCCCACCCGCAGAGAUGCGCAGGAAACGGGCAGAGGACCUGGAGGCGGCUGCCUAUGUCAACCCCAUCGCUGUCACUGCCAAUGAUGACUAGAUCCGCUUACUGUUCCUCCUUCAGGCCUGUUGGGCUAAGCUCACUCAGGUUAGCUUAUGGUUCCACUGAGCCCCAACCAAAACAGAUCUACAGUGGAGCCCCACCCAGGCCAUGCUCAGUCUCGACUGCCUUUGGCUGAGGGCCGAAUCCUAAAUUGAGAUGGAUAAGCUUGCAUAACUUAGGUUUUAUGUAAAUUGGGAAUUGGCGUCAAUGGGAAUUUUUUAUGGACUGGUAUCAAGUUAGGAAUCAGGCCUCGGAGAGUAGAGGGUUGUGGAGAGGACACACUGCUGCUGAUGUUUGAUGAUGUAUAAGGGAUUGUAUUGAACUGAGAUGUUGCUGCGCCUUAGUUACUGCAAAAGGGUUGUGUCCUAUAUCUCUGCACCACCUGCCACAUCUCUUUCAGUUAUAAUUUUGGUCCCCAAAAGGCUUUGGAAUGUAAAUGGAAAAGUUUGUAUUCUUGUUGCGACAGUAACUUAUUUUGAGAGCAAUUGAACAAAUGGAUAUCUAUUUCUCUUUUUGGUCGGUUUACUAUGUCAGUGGUCAACUAGCUGUAUUCUGGACAGUUGUGUAUUCACCUCUCUACAAAAUAAUGUAUGUCUAUGUUUUAUGCUUGUUAUGCUUUUGAUACAAUCUGAAAAUAAACAUACAGUGCCUUGCGAAACUA
Oncorhynchus mykiss (rainbow trout) is the source of this 3468-nucleotide messenger RNA. It is a transcript of the gene mvda, whose product is annotated as mevalonate (diphospho) decarboxylase a. Gene Ontology annotation, biological process: isoprenoid biosynthetic process; isopentenyl diphosphate biosynthetic process, mevalonate pathway. The record is from RefSeq and is a predicted model, not a curated record. NCBI's taxonomy places the organism in Eukaryota, Metazoa, Chordata, Actinopteri, Salmoniformes, Salmonidae. Gene Ontology annotation, molecular function: diphosphomevalonate decarboxylase activity. Gene Ontology annotation, cellular component: cytosol.